AGAGUGUGAAGAUACUGUGAGCAACACUGAAGAGAAACAGAUCUGCGAUGGCCAACCACAACGGUUUGAUCAUUGAUGUGGAUGUAAGAAGUCGUGAGAACAACUCGGUACACCGCACGAAGGAGAUCAAUCCUCAGCAUUUGAUUGUCCGCAGAGGUCAAUCCUUCUCCGUAACUCUCCAGUUGUCCACUUCUCUUCCCCCCAAACACCACCUGGAACUGGUCCUGCACCUCGGUCGGAGAGACGAGGUGGUGAUCAAGCUUCAGAAGGAGCGAGGAGCCGGAGACAAGUGGUGGUUUCACCAGCAGGGAGCUCAGGAUGAAAUACUGCUGACUCUGCACAGUCCAGCGGACGCCAUCAUUGGACAAUACCGUCUGGCUGUGCUGGUGAUGUCACCGGACGGACGCAUUUUAGAGAAAAUGGACAAAACUAGGUUCCACCUGCUGUUUAACCCGUGGUGCAAAGAUGAUGUGGUUUACCUGCCUGAUGAGAGUCAGCUCCAGGAGUACGUAAUGAACGAAGACGGAACCAUUUACAUGGGAUCCUGGGAUUACAUCAGAAGUAUUCCCUGGAAUUAUGGACAGUUUGAUGACGAUGUGAUGGACAUCUGUUUUGAAGUCCUGGACAACUCCAAAGAGGCCCUGAGAAACUCAAAGAUGGACACUGAGCGCAGAUCUGACCCCGUCUAUGUCGGCAGAAUGAUCACAGCGAUGGUGAACUCUAAUGGUGACAGAGGUGUGCUGACCGGACGUUGGACUGAGCCGUACUCUGAUGGAGUCGCACCAUAUCGAUGGACCGGCAGCGUGCCGAUCCUCCGACAGUGGAGCAAGGCUGGGGUCCGAGCGGUUAAAUAUGGCCAGUGUUGGGUGUUUGCUGGUGUCGCAUGUACAAUGCUGCGCUGUCUGGGAAUCCCAACACGCCUCAUCACCAACUACUCUUCAGCCCACGAUGUGGAUGGAAACCUCUCUCUGGACUUUCUGCUGGAUGAAAAUUUGAGGAGCAUAGACAGCAGAGACAGCAGCUGGAACUUCCACUGUUGGGUCGAGUCCUGGAUGAAAAGAGAUGAUCUCCCCAAAGGAAAUGACGGCUGGCAGGUUUUGGACCCCACCCCUCAAGAACUGAGUGAUGGUGAGUUCUGCUGUGGUCCGUGUCCAGUGACGGCCAUCAAGGAGGGAAAUCUGGCAGUAAAGUACGAUGCUCCGUUUGUGUUCGCUGAGGUCAACGCUGACAUCACCUACUGGAUGGUCCAAAAAAAUGGACAACGCAAGAAGAUCAGAGUGGAUCAGAGCAGUGUGGGGAGGAACAUCAGCACCAAAAGUGUUUUUGGAGACCACAGAGAAGACGUCACUCUGCACUACAAAUAUCCUGAAGGCUCCAGGAAGGAGAGAGAAGUGUUUGAGAAGGCGGGUCAACCUUUCCCCAAGCCGACCAAUGAGAGCACAGAACCAGGACAACUGCAGCUGUCAAUCAAGCAUGCUCAGCCUGUAUUUGGGACAGACUUUGAUGUGGUUGUUGAGGUGAAGAAUGAAGGAGGCAGAGAUGCUGUUGCUCAGCUCACCAUGUUGGCCACAGCUGUAACUUACAAUUCUCUCCACCGGGGGGAGUGUGAGAGGCAGACGACCACUGUGACUGUACCAGCUCACACAGUCCACAAAGAAAUGCUUCGUCUGCAGUACGAUGAAUAUGCCAGGUGUGCCUCUGAGCAUCAUUUGAUCCGGAUGAAAGCAUUUUUAGAGGCUCCAGGGGAGAACGAACCCAUCAUGACUAUGGCCGACAUCCCACUGAGCACACCUGAGCUCCACAUACAGAUUCCUGGGAGGCCUGUCGCAUGGGAACCAGUGACAGCCUUCAUCUCCUUCACCAAUCCUUUACCAGUUCCACUGAGGGGGGGUGUUUUCACUGUGGAGGGGUCCGGCCUGUUGUCUGCCGCUCAGAUCCAUGUAAAAGGUGUUAUUUCUCCAGGCCAGAAGGUUUCUGAGAAGCUCUCCUUCUCCCCCAUGAGGAGCGGAGUGAGGAAACUCCUGGUGGACUUUGACUCUGACCGGCUGAAGGACGUGAAGGGAGUUGCUACUGUGAUUGUUCGCAAAAAUUACAGAAAUAGCUUCUCUGUACUCCCUGGAUUUUACUGAGAGACCUAUGAAGCAACACAUCUUCUGUUGUGGAAAAAAAUGUGCCAGUUUGAGUGCAAAGUCAGGGACCUGAUAAAACAAAUUUUGUCAGUAACUGCAAAAAUGUGAGGCCAAAAUGAACAAAAUUGGGCUAUAUGGACAAAAGACAUCUGAAAGAAUUCAGAAAUACAAUGAAUGUCACUAUUCUUAUCAAAAAAACCCAAAUAAAACAGUAAAUUAAACAGUAGAAAACUAUAGCAUUAUUAAAACUGUUCUACAGAUUGCUAGCUGUAGUUCUUUAACCUCUUAAAACUCGAGCUUUGGUUGGGCUUGCAUUUUAGAUUUCUUCCAGUUAUUUGGGUUAAGGAGUAACCAAUAAAUAUAGUAAUCUGAUAAUAUCUAAUAUCAGAUUCUGUUUUAUAUUUUAUUAUAUGAAUAUUAUAUUGCUAUUAUUAGUGUUGUUGCUAUUUUAUUAAUAUAAUUAUUAUUGUUAUUACCAUUAUUAUGAACACUAUGCUCUUUUUGAAAAAAAAAAAAGAUGUCCACAUAUGUGGACGCCAGGUCCUAAGAGGUUAAAAUAUGAUGCAGUAGAAAUGAAGAACAACUAAUGCUACAUCCACUUUAGUCAUAGCACCAUCACGCUUCAGUGACUAUGCUUGGAAGCAUUUGAAAAAAGCAGUUUUUAUGCAUUUUUACAACAGAUACAGCCUGGUUCCGGUAGAGGAGCCUCCAUGCUGGAAGGGUUAAAUGGAAGUUAAAUGGAAGUUGCACCAGGUUGUGAAUUUACACAAAGAAAUAUCAGACAUAGUAUUCACUUAAAGCCUUUAUGUGUGAAAUCUGAAUAUUUUAGACAAGUAUUUGAUUGGAUUUCUUCAUUGCUUCUUUCCCCCUGGUCCUACUCACUGCUGGUUAUUGGCACUUGACAAAUCAACCAUAAUGUUUUGUCACAUGUGUUUUUUACAGGGUGUCUCUGUUACUUACUUAAGUAUGUAAUCACUCAAAAUUAAUUGUUGGAUGUUUUAUUACUUCUUUGCACUGUUUCCAAUCCAGAGGUCAAAAUAUGAUUGGAAGAAACCAGUGUUUCAUAUCCUUUAGUCUUCAUCUUUAUGUAUUUGUUUUGGUAAUAAUUCUGUAUGCGGGUAGAUGUGUGCACUGUGAGGAAAAUAAAGAUUUUUUCAUAAGUAUUCA
Molecule: messenger RNA, 3296 nt
Organism: Amphiprion ocellaris (clown anemonefish)
Lineage: Eukaryota; Metazoa; Chordata; Actinopteri; Pomacentridae
Product: protein-glutamine gamma-glutamyltransferase 2-like
Exons: 15
Coding region: 48-2129 (693 amino acids)
Biological process (GO): peptide cross-linking
Molecular function (GO): protein-glutamine gamma-glutamyltransferase activity
Source: RefSeq, a predicted model, not a curated record